UCUGUCCUUGUCCUGCUUGACUUCUUCGCCAGCUACAAACUGCCUUAGCCACAGCACUCACAGCCUCCUGGAGCCUAGAUCGCAACGAAGCUUUCCUAAGCAGCCAUUUUCCGAUCACGGUACUCAUUUGACCUCAACACAGCGCCACCAGCAGGAGAAUACCUAACUUACGAAGUCUCUGAAGCCGGCCAGAGCCAGAGAGGGAUAUACUGUAGAAGAGCCUCCUUCGAUAUCGAUCACGUCUUUACUUCCGUCCUUGUAAUCCAUCGAGCCAGCCAGACACGAAACAUAUUAGAGGCGGCAAGAUGAGCAGUCCGAAGCGUCGGAUCGAGACAGAUGUCAUGAAGAUGCUAAUGAGCGACUAUGAGGUAACUCUGGUCAAUGACAACAUGCAAGAGUUCUACGUUCGGUUCAAGGGUCCUGAAGAGACACCAUUCCAAGGUGGUCUCUGGAAGAUCCAUGUUGAACUACCUGACCAGUACCCAUACAAGAGUCCCAGUAUUGGCUUCGUAAACCGUAUAUUCCAUCCCAACAUUGAUGAGCUGUCCGGCUCUGUCUGUCUCGAUGUUAUCAACCAAACAUGGUCGCCCAUGUACGACAUGGUCAAUAUCUUCGAAGUCUUCCUGCCUCAACUCCUUCGUUACCCAAAUCCGACGGAUCCACUCAACGGCGAAGCAGCGGCUUUGCUCAUGCGAGAGCCAAAGAGCUACGACGCGAAAGUCAAGGAAUAUGUGGUCAAAUACGCCUCCAAAGAUGCUGCUGAUGAGGCCGACGAGGAUAGCGGGGAGGACGACGAGAUGAGCUCUGUCGGGAGCUACGAGUCCGGCGAUGAAGAGCCAACGGGAAACAUGGACGAGAUCUGAAGUCGUCUUUUGGGGUCACAUACGAGUCCCAGCAUUCUAUAGCGUAUAAGCAAUUUUCAUUGGUUUUGUCUAGCCGCAAUAGGCUCCGGUGUUUUAUUCAGGAGAACUGGCUUCGGGAUCUGGGUAUUUCAAGGGGCGUUUGGCUGGCCGACACUCUCCUCUUCUUCAUGACUGGAGGCAUGCCUGAUAUAAGUCUGGCUCAAGAAUCUCUGAAUCGAGCAAGCCUGGGACAUAGCAGGAACACAAUAGGCCAUAUCAUUCAAUGCAAUAUUAUCAGUAUAGUUACGUGUAUAGCUUAGCAAUGUCGAUGACAAUUUCAGUA
This is a messenger RNA of Pseudovirgaria hyperparasitica, 1185 nucleotides long. RefSeq names its product ubiquitin-conjugating enzyme type E2. The transcript has a single exon. Gene Ontology annotation, cellular component: nucleus. NCBI's taxonomy places the organism in Eukaryota, Fungi, Ascomycota, Dothideomycetes, Acrospermales, Acrospermaceae. Bases 306 to 863 code for a protein of 185 amino acids. Gene Ontology annotation, biological process: ubiquitin-dependent protein catabolic process; protein polyubiquitination. The record is from RefSeq and is a predicted model, not a curated record. Gene Ontology annotation, molecular function: ubiquitin conjugating enzyme activity.